GGCGACAAAUAAACCCGUGGCGCGGGAUCCUGUUGUAUCGAUAUUCAAAAGAUGACCGACUUCUAUUCGAAAUCGCUAAAAAACAUUCCGAACAACUUCGACAAGGUUAGAAGCGAAGCGAAAGAGAGACGCAGGACCGUCCUUUAUUUGAUUUUGGCCUAUCUCGAAGAACAGGGCCUUCGCAACACUGCCGAAAACUUAAGAGCCGAGGCGCUGCUGGACGCGGCGGCGUAUCAAACAUGCGAAAACGUAGACUUAGACUUAAUCCUACGCGAGUACCAGAGCUACCACUACGUCAAGUACCAAAAGUACCCGAAAAUAUUGAGGAAAACGGGCGAACGUAGCGCGUGCGCAAUCAAAACUAAGUCGACCGAUGUUAAAAAUAAAACGCCAGACAAUCAAAACGGCGUCAAACCGCCUUGCGAAGCGGAACCAAGUUUCCAUUUCGAUAUCUUGUCGUAUGAGAACUCCCAAAACGACCAAAAGCCGCGAAAUUGUACAGAAACCGACUACGGUGACCUAACCAAACAAAUACUCGACGAUAUCGUACCGCACGACGCAGGUAUCGGUUGGCAACACUGUGUGGGAUUAUCAACCGCAGUGGAAAUUCUAAAAGAGAGCUGUAUCUACCCUCAACAGUACCCGGAGUUGUUCGUAGAUUUAGCACCUUGGAAAGGCGUGCUGCUGUACGGACCUCCGGGAACGGGGAAAACCCUUCUGGCUAAAUCGCUCGCUUGCGAAGCGAAAACGACAUUCUUCAAUGUCACAUGCAGCACGUUCGUCAGCAAAUGGCGGGGCGAGUCCGAAAAACUACUGAAGACCUUGUUCGACACUGCCACAUCGAACACCCCGUGCAUAGUGUUCUUGGACGAAGUUGAUUCCCUAGUGUGCAACAAUGGAACAGUCCACGAAGCUUCCAGAAGGUUCAGGAGCGAACUUUUGGUACGGAUUGACGGGAUCGUGAGCGCGGAACCAAACGUUUUCGUAUUGGCUAGUACGAAUUCGCCAUGGUUACUCGACAGCGCCGUCUUGCGGCGAUUCGAUAAGCGCGUACUUGUAGAUUUGCCCGAUAAGAUGGCGCGAAUUGAGAUUUUCCGUUGGUAUUUAAAAAAUCGCGCGCACAAUCUCACGGAUUGCGAUUUUGAGGCAAUAGGCGAGGAGACUCGCCAUUUUUCUGGGUCUGAUAUAAAAACGCUGGUCAAGGAAAUCGUGAUGGAGUCUGUGAGAAGCAGGAUCGGUGACAAGCAACGAAAAAACGGAGCACCGGAAAAGAUGACUUACCGAAGUGUGCAGAUGGCUUUGGAGAAAGUCAAGCCGUGCGCGAACGACAAGCUUUGCGCACGGUACCGAAAGUGGGCGGAGCAAUUCGGCGCGUUGUGACUGCGUACUUUUUAUUUCUAUCUUUCGUAUUUUUUUAAACAAAAGUUUACACUCUUUUAUAUGGCCACUAAAUUAUAAUUAAAGAGAUUAAGUUCCGUUAUUUUGCGUAUAAAAAAAUAACUCUUAUUACUCUGAUUACCAAGAGAAAUUACUAACGAUUCGCGAAUACCGAAUCGAAAGCCAAAAUAGAGAGUAUACUAAUUAAUUAAGAAUAAAAUUUUGGAUUGCUCCAUCUCUUGACAAAGUUGAAAAUAAAUCCGUUCGUGGU
Cylas formicarius (sweet potato weevil) is the source of this 1648-nucleotide messenger RNA. Its product is annotated as katanin p60 ATPase-containing subunit A-like 2. NCBI's taxonomy places the organism in Eukaryota, Metazoa, Arthropoda, Insecta, Coleoptera, Brentidae. The transcript has a single exon. The coding region runs from base 52 to 1380 and encodes 442 amino acids. Gene Ontology annotation, molecular function: ATP hydrolysis activity; ATP binding; protein binding. The record is from RefSeq and is a predicted model, not a curated record.